Molecule: messenger RNA, 1296 nt
Organism: Dracunculus medinensis (Guinea worm)
Lineage: Eukaryota; Metazoa; Nematoda; Chromadorea; Rhabditida; Dracunculidae
Source: the annotation of a GenBank genome assembly
AUGAAUGAAACCAAUAAGAAUGAACAAAAAACAGAUUGGCCUGGUAUAAGGUUGAUCUGUGUGAUAGCUUUUCUCGCUGCUAUACAAAUGUUUGUAAUCGGAAUGGCAGAAUGGCCCUAUAUGCAUGAGGUUGAUCCUGAAGCAACAUCAAAUUUUUUUGGCUAUGUUGGGUCCGUAUCCUCUCUUGGCCACGCUAUUUGUGCACCUCUAAUGGGUUAUUGGAGCUCAGCGACGGGACAAACUAAGUUACCUUUAAUUGCUGGACGCUUAAUUGCAAUGGUUGGCUGCAUCAUUUACCUAUGCGUCGAACUAUUUUUGCACAAUCGUCGAUAUGUUAUGCUUAUUUGUUAUACAAUUUUUGGAAUCUCAAUGAGCUCUAUAAGCGUAAUGCGUGGUUAUAUAGCGAAAAUAAGUGCUCCAGAUGACCGAGCUGUCGCAGUAAGUAUGUUCGGCUUAGCCACAAUGUUUGCUGUAACUAUUGGUCCAGUUUUUCAAUUAUUAUUCGCACCACUGUCUUAUCCUGGAUUCGAUUUAAUCCCAAAUAAGUUGCGUUUAAAUAUUUAUACUGGACCGAUAUAUAUUGCAACUAUCGCUAAUAUAGUUGGCUUACUUCUGAUAAUAAUCGUUUUCAAGGAGAAACGAAUUGAAAGAAAAAUUUUAAGACAAGAUGAUGAUGGGCGAAAAACUUCACGAGCAAUUGCUGCAUUAACUGCUGAUAUGCAUACGUUCAGUUUUUCCUUGGCAUUUACAUGCAUAUUUAUUCGGAUGACAGGCUUUCUCACUCUUGUAACUUUACAUACAACAACAGCCCCUUUAAUGAUGUCCGUUUUCGGAUGGUCAAAUACGGCCACCGUUAAAGUGAGUUCAGUUACUCAAGUUAUUGUUGGAAUACUCAGUUUGUGUAUUUUUGCGGGCUUUGCAACAGGAAAACUAUUGAAAAUUCUAAGCGAAAGACGUGCGGCCUUAAUCGGACUCGCUCUUUUUGGAGUAUUUUUUAUAUUAACAUAUCCUUGGCCUUUUAUUGGAAGUACGAUUCCACUAAAAAGCGACGAAAAUAAUGCAACUGGUUGCGAUCCGCUUGUAUAUACUUGGUGCUUAAAUACUCUAUCGGUUAAUCCUAUAAUAUAUAUUGGUUCUGCGAUCGCUGUUCUUGGAAUUGCAAUCACGUUCAUAACUAUAAGCACGGAUAGUCUAUACUCGAAAAUUUUGGGACCAAUUGAUCAAGGAACUAUGCAAGGAAUUUUUCUCCUCUGCAUGGACAUUAUCAAUAUCUUCGGACCGCUUAUUAUCGCGUAA